AUGUUUCAAGGACUCAUUCAGAGUGAUUACUUUUCUAACAAAACACCUGAAUCGGACGAAGAGAAUAGUAAUAACAACCACAGCAACAACAAUCACACAAAUACCACAACAUUAAAUUCCAAUAACAAUGAAAACAAACAUGUUCCAUCAUCAUCAUCGGGCCCGAUCACCACGACGUUAUCUCAACAACAAGGUGAAGCCUCGACUAUAAAUCCUUCUUUACAAAUUUCCAAUAGUAAUAAUAAUAGUAAUAACAACCCUCCUACUAGUCACUCACAAUACUCUCCACCCAGCAAUAUUUCAUUAUAUUUUCAAUAUAUUGCCAAUCUUGAUUUCAUUCAGGCUCAUACUCUUUUACGAAACUAUCAAGAAAUGAAUCAACCUCAGAAAUUAGGAUCUCUUCAUUCAUCAGUAGCAGGAUCAUCCUCUAAUUCCUAUUCAUCAAGUACUCUCUCUAAAUAUAAACAAAAUGAAGAGGAGGUCAUUCAAUCAUUAAAACGAUUUAUUCAAUGCGAAACUCUUUAUUACGAUGCAAAUUAUUCACCCAAUGAAAAACAAGAUUUACAUUCCUUGUAUUCAUUAUUGAGUAGUAAUUUAUCAUUAAUUGCAAUGAAUGCUCCCUAUGAAUAUGUUGCUAAUCUUAUAACCAAUAAUAAUAAUAGUAAUAAUAAUCAUGGAUCUGUAAAUAGUCCUUAUAUGGACAUGAUGCAUCAUUCAAAUUCCAUGGAUCCUAUUCAUUCCACUCAUGAUAAUUUAUUAAUGAUGAUGUCCAUGAUGGAUCAAACAUCAUCGAGUCAUUUGGCUGAUACAAUGAAUUCAACAACAACCAGUAGCACUAGUGUGGUAGAUUAUAUUGUUUACAAAACAGGAGGAUCAUCCUCUCUUUCUCCAACCACACAACCCUCUUCUCAUUAUUAUCAUCAAUUGACUCUCAUUGAUAAAGAAUUAAUUCUAAGCAAACAAAUUAUUAAGGAUUUUAGAAUGCUCAUCCAAUUAAGGUUAGAAAUUAUUGCCUUUUAUAGAAUAUUAUCAAGAUACAAGCAUCCACCUAAAUAUGAUAAUUACGUCAGAAUUAUCAAUAGUUUAAAAUCUAAAUAUAUCAAUAGAAUUGGACAUGUAUUCUUUGAAAAGAUUGUACAAAAUAUUAAUAUGGAAUUGAAUACGUUAACAUCUCUAUUUGAAUGUGAAUAUAAUAUUUGUAACUAUAAAUACAAAGAGAGUGUAUUUACCAUGUGGAAGACAAAACAUUUAUUUAAACAAUGGAAUGAAUUAUUUUACAAAUGGAAAAUAGAAAUGAAUGAAAUGCAGUAUUACUAUUGGACACAGACAUGCACAUCACGAGGAGGAGGAGGAGAUUUAUUAUCCACAACUGCAUCUUCAACAUCUCAAUCAUUACAACAAACAACUGCAAUUCCACACCUUGGAAAUGUACAUUCCAAUCAACAGCAACAACAACCACCACAACUACCACAACCACAAACACAACCAUUGAAUGGUCAUUACGUGUCAGACAAUCAUCAUCACACCACAGCACCUUCAGCAUCAAUCGAUGUAGCAUCUACAGCCUCUUCUUCUUCUACAACAACAGAUUCUACCAAUAUUCAUAUUUCGAAAAAUAAUCCCAUGAAGAAAUCAAAUAUGGAUUUCUCAUCUCACCCAAAUAAUUUAAACAAAACUAAUUUAUUUAAAUGGAUGACCAUGAUCUUUGGAUUUAGUCAAUCUAAAUUUACAUUGAUCUUUCAUGAUAUUAUCACUAAUCAAUCGAGUAUGAUUGUGAAUAAUUUAUUGAAUAGUGCAAAUGGAACUCUAUCUCCAACUGUAUUGAAUGAAAAUCAUUCGCCACUCAUUCCACCCUCACUUGCUGUGGAUUAUAUUCAAUGGAUUAAAUCAUUUAAUGAAAUUGUGAGACCAGAAUCAGUUUGUUUGAUUUAUAAUGCAUCACAUGAUCAUUUAGAUACAACACCAAUUUUAGAAAUAGAUCCUGAAAAGGGGUACACGAUGAGAAUUCGAAGUCAAGAGAAUACUGAAGAUUUAUCACUGAGUGGAAUUAAAUUAUACCCAUGUGUAUUUCAUUAUCCAAACACAAUCAAAGUUCAAGAAGGUUCAACAAGUAGUAAUGAGAAUGGUGCCACUUCUACCACAACAACCACAAACACAUCAGAUGCAACUCUCAACGUGAGUGAAAGAAAGAUUACAAAACAAACACUCAUGUACACUUAUUGGCCUAACAUUUUGUCACUCAUUAUGGAGAAUGGAUCUGAUCUUGAAGUUGCUGAAGAAGCAUUUUAUUUUACAGAUCCAAAAACAUUUACGACCUAUUAUUUAUGUAUGGUGACUCCAAAAUUAUAUUUGGCCAGUAUUGUCAUUAAGCCAACAUCAAAGGAUCAUCAAAUAGCACUUAAAUUUAUGGCACAAAUGAAUAAUUUUAUUAGAAAUAGAAAGGUUUUCAAUUACUUGACAUCCGUGAUACCUCAACAACCUCCAUCGCGCGACAAUGGCAAGGGUAGUACUGCUGCUGCUUCUUCACAAACGUCACCUCAUAGUGCCAUGAAAAUGAAGAGUCCAACAAAAUCAGCCAAGUUUUCUCUCUUUGGCGGAUCAAAGAAAAAGUAA
Molecule: messenger RNA, 2613 nt
Organism: Naegleria fowleri
Lineage: Eukaryota; Heterolobosea; Eutetramitea; Acrasida; Naegleriidae
Exons: 1
Coding region: 1-2613 (870 amino acids)
Biological process (GO): protein localization to lysosome; cellular response to glucose starvation; negative regulation of TORC1 signaling
Cellular component (GO): KICSTOR complex
Source: RefSeq, a predicted model, not a curated record